GCAGGGCCUAUUAGUAGUCGAAGUGCGUCGGGCCUCCAUGGAGCCACUUCCGGCCCAGACCGGAAGUCAUCUAGUUUUGCCCGUGUGUGCAAGGCAUGUCGGGAUGCAGGUCGCCAUGGAGACGAGGCCGGCCGGGCCUAGUGGAAGCAGGGUUGCCGUUCCUUUAGCCUAGGAGGGCAUGGCGGCGGCCGUCGGAGGUGCCUCAAUGCCGCUCCUCCUCCUCGUCGUCCUCCUUCACCUGGGCGGCGGCGGCGGCGGCGGAGGGAGCAGCUGGGACCCCGCCGGAUACCUGCUCUACUGCCCCUGCAUGGGGAGAUUUGGGAACCAAGCUGACCAUUUUCUGGGCGCUUUGGCAUUUGCUAGGAUGGUGAAUCGGACCUUAGCUGUGCCCCCCUGGAUUGAAUACCGAUAUCACAGGCCUCCCUACACAAAUCAGCACGUCCCAUACAAAGAAUACUUCAAGCUGGCACCUCUGCUGAAAUACCACCGGAUCAUCACUUUGGAGGAGUUUAUGGAGAAGCUAGCACCUGUUCACUGGCCUCCUGGCAAGAGAGUGGCCUACUGCUUUGAAGCAGCAGCUCAGAGGAGCAUAGAUAAAAAGUCUUGCCCAAUGAAGGAUGAAAACCCCUUUGGCCCCUUUUGGGAUCAAUUUGCAGUGGAUUUUGAUAAGUCGGAACUCUUUGGAGGCCUUGCCUUUAGUGCCUCCUACAAAGACCACUGGAUCCAAAGGUUUCCACCUGCUGAACAUCCUGUUGUUGCCCUUCCGGGUGCACCUGCCCAGUUCCCAGUUUUGGAGGAGUACAGGUCUUUGCAUCAGUACAUGGUGUGGUCGGAUGAAAUGGUGGAGAAGGGCGAAUCUUACAUCAGUUCGUUCCUGGUCAGACCUUAUGUGGGGAUCCAUUUGCGUGUGGGUUCAGACUGGAAAAAUGCAUGCAAUAUGUUGAAGGAUGGCACAGCUGGGUCCCACUUAAUGGCUUCGCCACAGUGUGUGGGCUACGAUCGGAACACUGCCACACCACUCACCAUGGACAUGUGUUUGCCAGACCUGAAGGAGAUAAAGCGAGCCCUUAAACUCUGGGUGAAGAAGAUAGAGGCAAAGGCUGUUUACAUUGCCAGUGAUUCUGAACCCUACACCAAAGAGAUACAGCAGCUUUUUAAGCAAAAGAUAAAAGUAGUUUAUUUGCAGCCUGAGGUGGCCCAAAUAGACCUGUACAUCCUUGGUCAGUCCAACCACUUCAUUGGAAACUGUGUCUCCUCCUUUACGGCCUUUGUGAAACGAGAGCGUGAUGUGCAUGGGAGACCCUCCUCCUUUUUUGGCAUGGAUUACCCACCCAGACUGCGAGAUGAACUGUAGUCUGCAGGGAAAGAAAUAAGGCAGGAUCCAUUGUUGACACCCAACUGGGAUCAGCACAAAUCCCCGUCGGAAGCAAGUACUGUUUGUAUUUGGUUGGGUUUGCUGCUAUAUUCUACUGAUUCAUCCUGGUUGCAAUUACCAGUAUAUUACUAACAUGCAGCCUAAAAGGAGUAGAGGAUGACUUUCCCACCAUAUUCCCUUCUCUCAUAUCUGUGGUUGAAUUGGCCAGUCUACUCACUGCUUUCCUACGUUUCCCUCUUCCCCUUUCUUUGCUGCCUUACUACCUCUUCUGGAACUGGUGGCUCAUCUGGUGCUUGAUUUUAAUGCACAGUAUUGUCAUGGCACCAGGAAUAAUCAGGAAAAAAGGAAGAGUUCAGAGCUUCACAACCAAGAACAAUAAUUUUCAUUCUAAAUCAUGCAACGUAACUGACUAACUUGUUUCCUGUGAUUCUGCAAAAUAGAUCCAAUCCUCAUUUGCCCUGCUGAGAGCAGGGAAGCAGAGAACGUAUUUGUGAUCAUGUGUGACAUAUUUUAGGGUCUUCAGAGCAGUGUUAGUCGGAAGAACACUGGUGUCCUCUGGACCAGCAGCUGUGUCUGCAGCAAUCCAGGUCCCAGCACUUCUGCUACUUGAGUGGAUGGAAUUACAUAAAAAGCAAACAAUUCAUAUUAUAAAAGAGCCUUUUCAGCAGUUUUGUAUGUUACAGUAAUGACAUCCUACAUAAUAUAGAAAACAAAUAAUCCCCUUAAAAUACCAUAAUAGUUCUGAAUGAAAAUAUUAUGCACCUCUAUUGGACAUAUUUAGCAGAGAAUGCAGUAUAUAUUUUACAAGUUGGGUCAUCGGUCUCCUGCAAAUCUAAUCUGACUUCCAUCUUGAAACAAUUUUGUUCUUGUAUAAGCAGUCAAGAACAGAGAAGUGGCCUUUUUAGUGAGUAUUCACCUUCUGCUGAUCCACAUUCUUUGGAAUCUUUUUUAUAUUCAAAAACUGUGAAUUUGUAAAGAGCUACAAAAUAAAUAACCACUCAGUCUGCUUUUAAAACAGUCUUGAUUUUAAAACAGACCUUUUUUUAAAAAAUGGAUCAGUUUCUGAAAUUUUGAUAGAGAGUUCACUCUACAUCUGAGCGACGUCCGGUGAAAUACCUAUAGCACUUUCUACAGACUAAAUGUCAGCCAGCAGACUUCUGUCAAGUUGUCUGUUUCUUGUUAUGUUACCCAUCAUGCCAGUAGCAAAGUAACACAUUUUCUGAUUCUGAGCGUUGUCUGACAAGCUGGCCUGGUUGUGGAAUGCAUACACUGACAAUCCUCCCUUGUGUCGAAGUCUCUGUAUUGUUACUGCACACUAAUAACUCAUACUCAGAGCUCUUUACUUGAUUUACUUGCUUUAUUUAAUGUGACUUGUAUAUAUAGCAUUUCUAGUAUCCCUGCAUCAUUUUUAUAGGUGUUGCAUUGCCACUGAAAUGUUUACUUUUUGGUAGCAUCACCACAGUGUAGCAGUUUGAGCAUUGGAGAACAGGAUUUGAAUUCCCACUCAGCCACAGAAACUCACUGGAUGACUUUAGGCAAGUCACACACUCUCAGCCUCAGAGGAAGGGAAAGGCAAACCCUCCUGAGCAAGCCUUGUCAAGAAAACCCCAUGAUACACUUUGGUUUAGGGUCACAAUAGGCCAGAAAUGAUUUGAGCAACAACAAAUGACAGCCUCUGUUUUUUCCUUUAGUAUGUGUAGUCUGACCCACUACACAAUCUUGCAAAUACUAACAACUUCAUGAAUCACAAAAAGGUCACGUUUCUUAUAAUACCAGCACAGCUUUGGCCUCAGAAAAAGGAUAUUGUACAGCUAGAAAAGAUGCAGAAUGGGGAGACUAAAAUGAUCAGGAGACUAGAGCAACAAUCCUAGGAGGAAAUGUUACUGUGUUGAGGCUCUUGUUUCUAAGCUACACAAGAAUCUCUAAAGUGCCAUAGUAGUUCAGUCAGCAACAGGGAGACAAUUGUUCUACAUUUUAUUUCCCCUGUAAGCAAAGGGACUUUGCAAAUAAUUCCCUUGAUGGAUCAGACGGAGUCUGUUGUAACCCAGGAUUCUGUUCUCAGCUGGAGCUGGCCAUAAACAGACCAAAUCCAGGCCCAUAUCUAUUUCCACCAUGGUACUGUAUAUAUACAAUUAUUUUUCCAUUGAAAAUAAAGAUUCUGAUUAGCUAUCGUUCCUAACUGCCAUUGAUAGACCUAUCCUCUUUCAUUUUGCCAAAUACCUGCUUGAGGCCUGUUAAACCAGUGGACAGGUUCACAUCUUGUGAAAACAAUCUCUAUAAAUUUAGGUUGGGUAGUGUGUGUCUUGGCAAUCUUACUCCAUGUUAAAAUGUUAGAACACUCAUCUUCAGAUUUGUGAGACCACAUUCCCUUUUAGCCAUCUCAUCUCUAAAGCAGAAGCACUCAUAUUUAUCAGCUUCUUAAUUCUGGGUGUGAGUUCUGCUGUAGCAAAAGAGAGUCUGGGUUUGGCCCUAAAUAUAACGUGUCUGCAGACUGUUAAAUCAGUGGAAGAAAAUGCCAAGGUCUUUAUUCAAAUGUUGCUAAAGAAUGGCAUGUAUUUCAAUGAUGACCACCCACCACUUUGUCUCCCGGUCUGGGGAAAAGGCACCAAAUAAUCAAGUAAAAUAAUACAAGCUCCUCGCAGUGACUGACUGCAUUUGCGCCACGAGGUGGGAAUGGCUCUUACAUAAUGUCCCCAUCCCACUCCGGAAAUUCUAGGUAUGGUUCCACAAGCACUGGCUGGAAGACAUUGUGGUGUGUUUGGGCUGUGUAUUAUAUCAGAAGCCAUAUUAUAAUUUUUUUAAAACCAGCAAAUGUACAGAAAAUAACUUUGUAUUCUUUUUUACAAUAAAACAUUAGACUACUU
This is a messenger RNA of Sceloporus undulatus (fence lizard), 4239 nucleotides long. RefSeq names its product protein O-fucosyltransferase 1 (gene POFUT1). Gene Ontology annotation, cellular component: endoplasmic reticulum. NCBI's taxonomy places the organism in Eukaryota, Metazoa, Chordata, Lepidosauria, Squamata, Phrynosomatidae. The record is from RefSeq and is a predicted model, not a curated record. Gene Ontology annotation, biological process: regulation of Notch signaling pathway; Notch signaling pathway; protein O-linked glycosylation via fucose. Gene Ontology annotation, molecular function: peptide-O-fucosyltransferase activity.